Molecule: messenger RNA, 906 nt
Organism: Pseudocercospora fijiensis CIRAD86
Lineage: Eukaryota; Fungi; Ascomycota; Dothideomycetes; Mycosphaerellales; Mycosphaerellaceae
Exons: 1
Coding region: 1-906 (301 amino acids)
Source: RefSeq, a predicted model, not a curated record
AUGCCAAAUACACGAAGUAGUUCCCGUACAGUCAAGCCCAGUCAUGCUGGGAUUCUUCAAAAGCGAGCACGAGCACCAAGACAGACGUCUACGUCGAAGAGAAAUCUGAAGAAGAAGAAGAAGACAGCAGCAGCAGCAACAGCUCCCGCGACUUCGAAUCAUCCCAAGGCAGAAUUACCCGUCUCUCCCGAUGAAAAGUCUCACGUCCAGCCAGAAGACGCAGUCAAAGGCAGCGAAAAAGUCACAAGAAUCUACAACGAACUCUGGGAAUCCACGCCCGUCAGUCUCGCGUUCAUCGACCACGGGCUUUUGGAAACCGACGCCGACACGGAAAUCAUCGCGCUCAACCUCAUCGAUCAUAUGAUCAAAGAAGAAAACUGGAAUCCUGCGUUGUCCAUGAAUAAACUCAGCGCGGCGUGUUUUCUCUUCGCGAGUCGGGUGACGGGGAAGGGGAAUGAGGCGGGAGACAUCGCGCGGUCGUUUGAGCACGAUGCGGAGAGGUAUUCUUCGGCGCUGCUCGCUACGGUCAAUGUUUCGCGUAUGGCGACGGAUUUUACGGUUAGGAGGAGGAUUGCGAUGGCUUUGAAGAUGUGUGCGCGGGAUGUUGAGGUUGGGUAUGGGAUUUUGUGGGAGCAGAGGAGUGAGUUGAGAGGUUUGGUUGGGCUUUAUGCGGAGGGUGUGGAGUUUUUGCCGGGGCCGGAAGGGGUUGGUGUUGAUGGGGCUGGUGAGGCUGUUGCUGUUGCUGCUGUGGAGGAGGCUGCGGAGGUGAAGAAGGAUGAGGAGGAGGCGGAAGAAGAAGAAGAAGCGAAGGCGGAGGAGUUGCUGAGAGUUGCUGAUGCACCGCUCGUUAGUCCGGCUUUUCUUGAGCUUGAUGAGUUUGAGUGUGCGGUAGCGGAGCAUGAGUAG